AUGGUGGCGACCAUCACCCCUCCAAGAUGCCUCGACUCCUGCAGUCACCCCAAGGCUGUGUCAUCCCUGUCUCAAGCUUCUGACAGGGACGUGGGAUUCCAGAAACCUGCAGGCUGCUGUUGCAAAAACAGUGCCCAGGAUGCGGGGCCUUACCCUGCCUUCGAGGCCCAGCAACGGGUUGAGAGGAUCCAUUUUCUCAACAGGACCCAGCCCCGUCCCAGGCAGAAGCUGGUGUUGUGCGAUUACAGCGAGGAGGUGGACAAGGAGUCCCCAGAUGCUGACCCUUGGCUUCCUGCCUGGACCCCAAAGGGCAGCGCCCAUGGGAGCCCACUCGCCUUGGGGCCUCCCCAGAUUGACAAGUGGAAUGCGACAGGCCACCGGAGCGAGAUCCUAGGGCUCAGCCCCUCCCUCUUCAGCUCCCCGGGGAAACUGCAGCCAGAUCAGAUCCUGGAGGAUGGCACCAAGUACCUGACCCAAGCUCUCUUUGAAGAAGUAUUCUUAGAUCCUGCGUCUUCACCUUCUGCCUGCACGCUUGAGGGACUACAGAAGAAGGACACACCCCCUGAGGCCCCCGAAGACCUUCCCGACUCCCACAGCUGGUGCCAGUCCUUGGUCUCGCUGGACCACUGCUACCUGUCGCUGUGUGAGAACAGCAAGGUGCUGUGCAGCCCCAGCUCGGAGGACACGGACACAGACUCGGUGUGGAGUCAGCAGGAGGAUGUUCAGGCCAACCUCGAGAGCCUGCAGUCCUCCAGCGAUGAGGAUGAGAACUAUACGUGGACCCCCACCCAGCGGGCCUCAGCCCUGCCCGCAGCCGGGAGGAAGGGCAGGGUGGUCAGGGGCCUUGUGAAGCCCAAGGAGAGCAAGCAAACCCCCUGCCCCACCCAGAUGAAGAAGAAGUGUGUCAACGGCUUCAUCAUGUUCUGCAGGAUGAACCGGAAGCAGUACAUCAGAGCCUGCCCUGGGACCGCAUCCACGACUGCCACCAAGGAGCUGGCCCACCUCUGGCGGACGAUGACCCUGAAGGAGCGGAGGCCAUAUUGCACCAAAGCGCGCAGGUUCAGUCGCCGGCACAACCGGAUCGUGAAGAAGGUCAGCUCCAGCAGCGAGGACGAGGACUGGGAGACCCCCAAGCCCUUCUACCAGCUGCUGGCUGAGAAGGCCCGCCGCCCCCAUACCGCGCGUGAGGGCAGCCUCACCCCCUCCACCACUGCCUCGCAGCCCCUGCAGCCGUGGUCUGAAACAAGGCGCCGGUGGUGA
Messenger RNA from Delphinapterus leucas (beluga whale), 1260 nucleotides. The record is from RefSeq and is a predicted model, not a curated record. NCBI's taxonomy places the organism in Eukaryota, Metazoa, Chordata, Mammalia, Artiodactyla, Monodontidae.